Messenger RNA from Wallemia mellicola CBS 633.66, 1575 nucleotides. RefSeq names its product NADPH oxidase A. Gene Ontology annotation, biological process: superoxide anion generation; defense response. The transcript has 17 exons. NCBI's taxonomy places the organism in Eukaryota, Fungi, Basidiomycota, Wallemiomycetes, Wallemiales, Wallemiaceae. The record is from RefSeq and is a predicted model, not a curated record. Gene Ontology annotation, cellular component: NADPH oxidase complex; plasma membrane. The annotation marks the transcript as partial. Gene Ontology annotation, molecular function: superoxide-generating NAD(P)H oxidase activity.
UUAGUCUUUUAUGGUGUUCAUGUUGCAUUGUUCGUAUAUGGCUGGUACACACAACAGGCAGACGACAGGCUCGCUGCCUUGAAUAAGUUGAAACUCUCAGUUUGGGUCAGCAGAGGUGCUGGUUUAGUACUCGCACUAGAUGGUGGACUUAUUUUACUCCCAAUGCUUAGAAACGUUAUCCAUCUCGUUCGUUCGUACCUCGGCCCUGCCGUCCCACUUGAUGAGAAUAUUUGGUUCCAUAAGCAAGUUGCGUAUAUGUUACUUUUCUGGACAAUAGUACACGUCACUGCUCAUUAUGUGAACUUCAUCAAUGUAGAGAGAAUGCAAUUACGUCCUGUUGCAGCUUGGCAGAUUCAUUACACACAAGCAGGCGGCAUAACUGGACACGUGAUGAUGCUUGCAAUGUUCCUGCUGUACUCAGCUGCACAUGUAACAAUCAGGCACCAGAAAUUUGAACUGUUUUGGUAUAUUCACCAAAUCACAGCUCUAAUUUUCAUGCUUUCACUCUUCACACAUGCAACGGGAUGUUUUGUACGCGAUUCUCCUCAGCCUGAUUUUCGCAAUAGCUUUCCCUUCUAUUCGACUGAACAUUGUCUAGGUUACGAAAGCUGGAGGUUUAUCAUAUGGCCUUUCAUCGCAUACAUUUUCGAACGUGUAUUCAUCGAGAUCAGAGCACGCUUUUUCAAAACGAACAUUACCAAUGUAUUUGUACACCCUGGAAAUACGAUCGAGAUCAGGUUUGAGAAACCAUCUUUGAAAUACAAAAGUGGCCAGUAUAUUUGGAUUCAGCUGCCCGAGUUAUCAAAGUUCCAGUGGCAUCCAUUCACGAUCACAUCUGCACCAGAGGAUGACUUUACAUCUAUACAUGUUAGGCAAGUCGGUGAUUUCAGCAAAUCUUUAGGGCCACUCUUUGGUAUUGCAAUGGGCAGUGGCAUCAGUAAGCAAGACCAACUAAGCUCUGAGUAUGUAUCUCAGGUCACUUGCAACUGCGAGAUGCCAAGGUUGAUGGUCGACGGUCCAUAUGGCGCACCAGCAGAUAACGCACUGAAUAAAGAAGUAGCAGUACUCAUUGGCGCUGGUAUCGGAGUUACGCCGUUUGCAUCGAUUUUGAAGAGCUUAUGGUAUCGCAAACUCAACCAGCAGCUUGGUGUAUUAAAGAGGGUCGAGUUUUACUGGAUCUGCCGUGAGACAGAAUCAUUUAUUUGGUUUAAGAAACUCCUUACAACUAUUGAAGAAGGCCAAAAGGAGCACACGUCCUUCAUCAAUAUCAACAUAUACCUCACUAAAUGGAAGGAUGAAAUGAUUCAUAACAUAUCAUUAAAUGAUGUGGGUGCCAAGUCUGAUCCACUUACAAAUCUACAGUGUCGCACCAGAUUCGGUAGACCAGAAUGGAGAAGCGUUUAUAGCGAUUUAAAAUCUUCAAUCACUCGGCCAAACUCAACCUAUUUAUAUGGUAGAGAGGCACACCUUAAGACCAACAUAGCCACCUUUUUUUGCGGACCCCCUGCCCUGGCUCGCUCAAUUCAGGAAGCAAUCAAGGAAGUUGGUAAUGAUGCUGAGGUAAAAUUCAGGUGA